AUGAGCUGUCGUUGCCGCGCCUCGCCACGGCCAACACGCACGGCACUGGGCGCAGCAUGGCAGCGAGUGUGGCUGCUGGGUGGUGCAGGGGCGAGGGGUGAAGCAGGCAGUGGUGGUGAGUGCAGGGAGCAAGUGGUGCAGCGUAUCUCUCAACCACUACCCAGCCACCCACACACCCACACCCCCCCCACCCCCACCCCCACCCACCCCCCCCCCCCCCCGCCGCCCUCUUCCCAUCACUUCCGCUCUUUCCCCUGCUCUCCACCAUCGUCCCCUCCGCUCCCCCCUUUUUUCCCCUCUCCCCCAUUUUCGCCCCUCCCUCCCCCUUUUCCCUCGUUUCUCCCCCUCGCCCCCCCUUCCCUGCCCCGCCCCACGUUUACCCCCUCUUUCCCCCUUCUCCCUCUCUUUCCCCCUUUCUCCCCCGUUCCCCUUUCCCCCAAUAUGUCCCCUCCUUCCCCUCUCUUUCCCCCCCCACUUCCCCCCUCUAUCCUCUUCCCCCCUCCCCCCCUUUCUCCCCCUCCCUCCACCCGGGACGUCAAGGCGUGCCUUUUGCACAUCCUCGCUAAGAGCCUCCCCAUUACCAUGGGCAGUAGCUUGCAGGGCCCUCUCAACCACCUGCGCCUCAUCUGCCGCCUGGGCCAGCCCAACGCAAGGGAGAAGGACAUUGAAACCGAUGACUUUGUUCAGCAAGCAGCAGAGGCAGUGGCAGUGGUGAGGGCGCACGGCAUCCCGUUGGUGAUAAACAACCGGGUGGACGUGGCCCUGGUAGUGGAUGCAGACGGCAUUCACGUGGGGCAAUCUGACAUGGAUGCUGCUACUGUCAGACAACUCCUUGGCCCAACGAGAAUCAUCGGUGUCUCGUCCUACCCCGCAGCACCUCAUUCGUCUACACCAGUCCAGUCCCCCCGCAGUCCCUCGCUCCUACAGUCCAGCCCCUGCGCAAUCUCUCGCUUCUUCAAUCGUGCCCCCCCGCAAUCCCUCGCUCCUCUCCUCUACCAGUCCAGCCCCACAUCAACCCCUCGCCCAGUCCGUCGCUCCUCUCCAGCUCCAGUCCUUCCCUAG
Closterium sp. Naga37s-1 is the source of this 1062-nucleotide messenger RNA. The record is from the annotation of a GenBank genome assembly. NCBI's taxonomy places the organism in Eukaryota, Viridiplantae, Streptophyta, Zygnematophyceae, Desmidiales, Closteriaceae.